CCGAUAAUGUAUUUGAUAUUCUUGCCUUAGAAAUGCUGAGAUGUCAUAAAGGUUUUCUACAUUUUCGCCAUACGAGAGAACUAUUACUUUGAAUAGAAAUAAAAUGUUUUGGUUUCUUUUGUUGUUAAGUCCGUUGGUCAGAGCUGCGCCGCUGGCCAAAGUCAUGGUGGACAUGACUUAUACUUUUGAUGAAACCACUCUCAAAUUUCCUGGCAUGCGAAAGUUUGAAAUGAAGACUCUCAUAAACGGGAUGACCGAAGGUGGAUUUUGGUUAAGAGUUGAAGAAUUUUCAUCUGGAAUUCACGUCGGUACCCACAUGGAUGCUCCAGCUCAUUUCUCAAAAAAUGGUAAAACCAUCGACGAACUUCCUCUGGAACACUUGAUCGCCCCAGCUGCAGUGGUAGAUAUGACAGCCAAAGCAGAAAUAGACCCAGACGCAGAGGCUACUGUGGAAGACCUACUGAAAUGGGAAUCCACCACAGGUCAAAGUCUGAAUGAGACAAUACUUCUUCUAAAGUCCGGAUGGGGUAAAAAAUGGAACAAUCGGACAGCCUUCUUCGGCACGCCAGAUGAUGAUGCUACCAAACUUCACCAUCCAGGGUUAGCUCCAGAAGCAGCUCAAUGGCUUGUGGACAACAGAAAUAUUUAUGGAAUUGGAGUUGAAACGUUAUCUUUUGACAAAGGAACGGGAUUUGGCAAAGAAGUUCACCAGAUUUUGUUGGGUCAUGGAAUGUUUGGCAUUGAAAACAUUGCUAAUAUGGAUAAAAUUCCAAUUUAUGGUGCCACUUUGCACGUAAUGCCAAUGAAAAUCGGGAAUGCAAGUGGAGCACCGACACGAGUCAUUGCCACUUUUCCCGUUGUUUUACUUGAUGAUUUUGCAGAUGGCUUCCGAAGAGAUGCUAAGAGCUGCUACAGAGCUUAGGAUUUUCUUUUGUGUUUUGCCAGGGAAUAUUUACACUCAUUUGUUUUCCCUGAAAAGUGAUCAGACAUUUCCACCACAAUAUAAUCGAAAUAAAAGAAAUGUACAACAUAAAAUCUGAAAAAAGGAUUAAAGUAAAAAAAAGGAUCAAUCAUAAAAGGAAAAAAGGAAAAAAUUAUUAUUCCUUCAUCUGACAAUGAAGGAAUAAUAAUUUGAUUUCUUUUUAUUGUCUACGUAGUCUUUGAUCGUAGAGAUUGAAAUACGUUUAAUAUUAAUAUUUUUAAAAAUAAAAGGCUAAAUAAAGUUUUUAGAAUGUGAAAAGGACUGCAAAAAUGACAUUCAUAAUUUUAUAACACAUAUUCAUAUUUACGGAUAUAUUUGUUUCUGAAAACUGUGAUUGCUUCAGCCAUAACAAAUUUUUCACAAAAUAAAAUGACAUAAUAAAUAGAAUUUUUUAAAUCUAUUUUGUCUACCUUAAUAGGUUGAAUCUACCUAUAGGUUGAAAAAUUAAACACUUAAUUACUUGGGCU
Messenger RNA from Argiope bruennichi, 1449 nucleotides. Its product is annotated as isatin hydrolase-like. Bases 104 to 922 code for a protein of 272 amino acids. Gene Ontology annotation, molecular function: arylformamidase activity. NCBI's taxonomy places the organism in Eukaryota, Metazoa, Arthropoda, Arachnida, Araneae, Araneidae. The transcript has 2 exons. The record is from RefSeq and is a predicted model, not a curated record.